Molecule: messenger RNA, 444 nt
Organism: Salvia miltiorrhiza (redroot sage)
Lineage: Eukaryota; Viridiplantae; Streptophyta; Magnoliopsida; Lamiales; Lamiaceae
Exons: 1
Coding region: 1-444 (147 amino acids)
Molecular function (GO): RNA-DNA hybrid ribonuclease activity; nucleic acid binding
Source: RefSeq, a predicted model, not a curated record
AUGGUGCCGGGUAAGAUUGCUGCUGGAGGGGUUUUCCGCGAUAAUCAUAGUACGGUGCGCGGUUGCUUUCAUAAAAAAGGAGGGAUUGGUUAUGCUUUCGAGGCGGAGCUUCUCGCAGUGAUAACUGCUAUUCAAAUUGCUAAUGAUCGGCAGUGGUUUUAUCUUUGGUUGGAGUCGGACUCUACUUAUAUUGUUCGCCUGCUCCAAGAUCGCUCUUUGCUUGUUCCUUGGCGUUUUAUGGCCUCUUGGAAAAGGAUUCUCGCGCUUCUUGAUAACUUCCAUCUUUAUGUUUCUCAUAUCUAUCGGGAAGGUAACAAGGUGGCGGACAUCUUGGCUGCGGAUACUAUGGUCGAGGGUUGGUGGGCCUUCGAAAUUGACAUUAUCAAGGAUGCGGUGCGUUUGGAUAUGUCUUCACAUAGCCACAUCCGCAUGGUUCUACAUUGA